GCCGCGGGCCGGGCGGGGCCGAAUCUGUCGACGGCUGGUUUUUCGGCCAGAGGACUGGCUGCCCAGUUGGGACGCCGUCGUCGGCAACGCCUCGGAGGGCAUCGGCAUCGGCCCAGCGGAGGCCGGGCGGCGCCGCCGGGCGCCGCGACCGCCGCCGGCGGCCGAGUACGACUGCACCGACGGCUACUUCGGGUGGCAGCUGGCGUGGACGGCGGACAAGAAGAAGUGGUGCUGCAAUUACGAGCAGCGUGGUUGCACCACCAGCACGACCUCAGCGCUUGCAGUUGAUGCUUCACAUCAAUACGGUUCCCAGGCGACGCUGGAGGAGUCGGGCACGCCAGAGGGCACAGCCGCGUCGAAGCCCUCGAGGACAACGUCUUCGACCACGCCGGUCACCGCCUCGUCGCUGACCCAAACAAGCACUGAUACGGUCACAACGAAUUCGAGCACGAGUACAACAUCAACCACGUCCUCGUCGACCUCCACGACCCAGACCACCUCCACGUCGACCACCACGACCCGGACUACCUCCUCCGUGCCCGAGUGCGACGUGGACUGCUACCUGCAGGGCGCGCGCGCCACCUGCGCCCAGCGCGGAAUCGGCGCCGCGAAGCACAGGUUCCAGCGGGCCGGGGGGGACAGGUGCGUCGCGGCGGCCGACUUCGUGAAGGACCUGUGCCCGUCGUGCUACGCGUGCCCCCUGAAGGCG
Prorocentrum cordatum is the source of this 709-nucleotide messenger RNA. NCBI's taxonomy places the organism in Eukaryota, Dinophyceae, Prorocentrales, Prorocentraceae. The record is from the annotation of a GenBank genome assembly.